GAGAGACGUGACAACAUUGAUUAGCAGACUUCUAUCAAAGUGACUAGUCCAGAGGGUGCAUGCCAGCACAGCUCUCAACAGAGACAAACAAGCACAUCGAAAACAUGCAGAAAGGAAAGCAAAAGCAGGACGGAAGGAGAGCAACUCAGAGAUAAAGUGUUGGACACUCUGUGUUGGUGAGUUCUGUGUUGUCCAGCCACAGCUGACUGUUACAUGGUUCCAUUUGAAAAGCAUUCAGAGGCCACACAAGAAGACACCAAAAAAAUGUCCCUUUGAGGUAGCUACACUGCGCAUGCGCGCUGCAUCUCCCCACUCGUUCUCCUCUUGUCGCCUUGGUAACGGCAAAGGGGGGCUCACGGCCAGAGGGAAGGAGAGGAGAGGUACCCAGACUAAUCACAUGACCGCUCCUCAUCUUGUUAUCUCUGUGUUGGGAUAUACGUCGUUUGUUCUCGGACCCAGAGCGACAGUAGAUCAGACCGACUCGUCCUCGAGCUGAUUUGCAGACAUGUCAGACAUAGUUCCUCCAGAAGUAAGACCCAAACCGGCCGUCCCUGCCAAGCCCCCAAAUGUGGGGGCUCCUUCCCCCUCCAGCCCCUUCCCGCCCCAGGGCCCGGGCACCGGAGGAGGCGUUUCAGCUCCUCCAAGUGGCAUCCCAGUCCCAAUCGGGAGUCACGGGCCAGUGCACAUCAGCAGUCAUAGUGUGGGUCAUGGCGUGGGCCACGGCGCUGGCCAUGGUGGGAAUCACACUGCAGCACACAAUGGAGGUCAUGGUCAUGGUCAUGGUCACGGCCACGGCGGCUCCCACGGCUCCGGCGGUGGAUCGACUUUGCUGGGCUACAUUGGCAUUGACACCAUCAUUGAGCAGAUGAGGAAGAAGACCAUGAAGACAGGCUUUGACUUUAAUAUCAUGGUUGUCGGUCACAGCGGUCUCGGAAAGUCAACUCUGGUGAACACCCUAUUCAAGUCCCAGGUGAGCAGGAGGAGUGCAGGGUGGGCCCGUGAUGAGAAGAUCCCCAAAACUAUAGAGAUCAAAGCAGUGUCUCACGUACUUGAGGAGGGUGGUGUGAAGAUGAAGCUGACAGUUGUCGACACUCCAGGCUUUGGAGACCAAAUCAAUAACGACAACUGCUGGGAGCCCAUUUCCAAGUACAUCAAUGAGCAGUAUGAGAAGUUCCUGAAGGAGGAGGUCAACAUAACCAGAAAGAAGCGUAUCCCUGACACCAGGGUGCACUGCUGCCUCUACUUCAUCUCCCCAACAGGACACUCUCUCCGGCAGCUGGACGUCGAGUUCAUGAAGCGCUUGAGUCACUCGGUCAACAUCAUUCCUGUCAUUGCAAAGGCAGACACAAUGACCAUUGAGGAGAGACAGGAGUUCAAACAGCGGGUAAGGAAGGAGCUGGAGAUGGGCGGGAUCGAGUUUUACCCACAGAAGGAGUUUGAUGAGGACAUGGAGGACAAGAGCGACAAUGACAAGAUCAGAGAGGCGAUGCCCUUUGCUGUGGUGGGCAGCGACAAAGAAUAUCAAGUGAAUGGCAAACGAGUUCUGGGGAGGAAGACGGCGUGGGGAAUUGUAGAAGUUGAAAAUCCCAACCAUUGUGAGUUUGCUCAGCUGAGAGAUUUCCUGAUCAGGUCUCACCUCCAGGAUUUGAAGGAGGUCACUCAUAACAUUCACUAUGAAACCUAUCGUGCCAAGAGACUGAACGAGAAUGGAGGUCUGCACCCCAUAUCCUCCAAUGACACCCAGGAAAGCAACCUGUAGUCAGUCAGUCAGGGGAAUAGUUCUGACAGAGUGAGAGUAAUAAGCAGUGCAAUGAAGCUGAUGCAGAUGAAUCUAAAAAUCAUUGUCACCACAGCAUCGCUGCAUGCUUGGAAAACAUUUAACUCUGUAAAAAUCUGUGUCAUUUUCUCUGAUUUCGAAUUCCACCCAUCGUCCACUACACUUCAUUCCCCACGCCACCCCCACAAACACAUAUCAAACCCUCAUAGUUUCAUUUGAAAGUCAGGACAGUCCCACUGAGACUUAGUGCCAUCAUAAAAUUAAUGUUUUAUCUACUGCCAAUGCCUGGUCAUUUAUCAUUUUCCGGGAAGUACAAGCUAGAAAGUGCCAUGUUAUUAUAUGUAUAUGAGGCAAAUUUUUAAGUUUUAGUGUUUUGUAGCAACUGAUGUCUAAAUUCAAAUUAUAUGAUUUGCUCUAAAUAUUAAAAUCGUAAUUCCUGUCUAGUAGUGAUCCACUAGCCAGCUCUGCAGUUGACUUUGAACAAAUUCCUUUUUUUAAAUUCUCAGCAGCAACUUUUCAUUUGGAGAAAGAAUCCCUGUGGCUUAACUGUCAGGUGGGUUUAACAAACAUUACAAGCUGUGCUGUCUUCUUUACACCCACCCUCAUGAAGAAAACAAAUGAAAUUUCUCUAAUGUUCCCUCGCCCUGUUGAUGUUCGAGUUUCCAUUUAAAGAUAGUUUGUGAGGACAGACCUGCAUACUAAGAUGAGAGAAAGCUGCAACAUCAGUCAAAUAUGCAGUGCCAUUCUGUGGGCGGCAGUGUGUGUGUAAUUAGCCCACAAAGUGCAUGACUGUGCAUACUGGAGAUUCAGUGAUUCCAUGAUUCAUCGUAAUAGCACGCAGAAACUGAAUACUUGUGAAAGAAAUGUGGUCCAGUGCAUUUGUGUUUGUGCUCAUUUGCGCUGGCUGACUGUGCUCUUGCAAAAACACUGGAGGAUAAUUAUAAAACAGAUCAGUGGUUUUAUUAAAUAUUACAUUUUUUCCUGGAUUCAGAUUGACUUGGUGGUGUAUUUUGACAGUUAAAGGGACAUCAUGCACACAAUUUUAAUCUGAAAGCCUGAAGCAGAAAUUAAUGAGUAGCAUGGCCAGCAAUGCCAUUUAAAAAAUCAUAUACAAGCUUACUUGCUUAACAAGGUUUUUUUUUUUGUUUGUUUGUUUGGCUUGCUUGAUUUAAUGCAUUUGUCUACUCCCCGUACCCACAGCCUUUUUAUUAAAACUAUAUUUUCUCACCCUAAAGAAUACAACCACACAGUGUACCUGACAAUAGGUGAACAGAAAACUGAAAAACUUUACUUUUUCUGUUUUGCCCUGUGCCAUGCACAGUUUUUGUCACCACACUCUGACGUGGUUGCCAGUAUUUGCAUCAAUGCCAUUAAAACUAUAUUCAUUCUGUUCACCACUUGGUGGCAGCACCCUACCAUGUAUAAGUAGUGACUGAAUAGAACAAGAAACAGGCACUUGAACCAGCUUUGUGUCCUCCUCAGACAUUCCGACUGCUGAGAUCUUUAGGUAAGUUUUUACAUAGUCCAGGCUUAUUUCCUGAUGACGUUUACAGAGUUUGAGUCUUUCACUGCUGUCAAUAAUAACCAAUCUAUCUCUCCAGAUCAGAUUUACCCGAAGGUUUAAUAAUAUUACUCUAAUGGUAUGCACUCAAAGUAUUGGUUUAAUUAUUCCAAAUCAGUUUAUUUAUUAAGUUGUGAAAAUGUUUACCAAGUUUCAUUCUGUUUUCUGCCAUGUACUGUCUACAGCGGGAUAAAUAUGCCAAAAUUACAAGUUAUUUCAAUAUCGAUCAAUCUCUUGUUUUGAAUCAUAAUUUUCUACAACCAUGAACGUUUGUGCAAUUUUGAUAUGAAAUAUGAUGUCUGCAACAAGCUGAUUAGAGUUGUCUGAUGAUAGUUUUGGUGCAGUCAAAGGUUUCAAGCAGAUAUUUGUAACCGUGUUAAUGUGUGCAUGCUUGUGUCCAAAUUGCCUUGUUUGCUUCACACAUCACUGCAACUUUACAUCAACUUAUCAGCUAUUUCUGAAUGUGUGAUGUGUACAUUAAAUUGCUAUAUCAUGAGGUAAAGCACUGCACUAAAUUGACAGCCCACAAUCCACGUCACUCAUCCCUGUCAAUCAGUAGAACUUCACAGUGUACAUAUAUUUAAUAACCACUUUUCCGUUGCUGUGGCACAUUGAGAUAUAAUGUUUAGUGUUAUAUUGAGUUAUUUAUACAUUAAUGUCUUAUUAUUGUAAUUUAUUCUUUAAUAAAAGCACAUUCCCAUG
Molecule: messenger RNA, 4040 nt
Organism: Chelmon rostratus (copperband butterflyfish)
Lineage: Eukaryota; Metazoa; Chordata; Actinopteri; Chaetodontiformes; Chaetodontidae
Gene: sept3
Product: septin 3
Exons: 12
Coding region: 506-1759 (417 amino acids)
Biological process (GO): cytoskeleton-dependent cytokinesis
Cellular component (GO): microtubule cytoskeleton; cell division site; presynaptic cytoskeleton
Molecular function (GO): GTP binding; GTPase activity; molecular adaptor activity
Source: RefSeq, a predicted model, not a curated record